AUGGCCCCCUAUGCCGCGACGUAUGUUCCCCCGCCGGACUCGGCGUCGAACCCGAACGAGCCGCCCGUGAUCAUCACCAUGUCAUUGGGAUCGCACGACCACGAGAUCCAGAUGAUGGAUAUCGAUGAUGAUACGGAGGAAGAGAGGGUCGUUAGAUCCGCUCUGGAGGACGUGAGGAAGCGGCUUGGCGAGAUGGAUGACGUGCAGCUCAUCACUCCCGUAGGGCAGCAACAGCAGGUGGUGGGGUCGAUGUCGCUGGGAGGGAGUGAGGAUGGGAAGGUCGUUGUGCUGGGUCAGUAGUGAUACAAGGCUCGAACUGGCUGAGGGAGGAAUAACUCCGCUGACGCUCUCAGACCCCCACAUGCAUGUCAACCUGCCCAGACACAAAUGUCCUUAUUCGACAUCUGACCUUGCUACGCCAGCUUGUCGAAAUGGUCGUGGCCGUACAACCCUCAUCAACUUCAACACCGGUGUUGUUGAUCCCUUCGAUCGUGCUACGGGAACUCGACGGGCUCAAGACCCAACAACGGAGCACCUCGGACGGUCGCGACCUCGACAACCUCGCACGAACAGCGACGACCUUCAUUCUCGAAAGAAUCGAGGCUCAAGUAAACCAAAUUAGACCUACCAUACGGAUCCAAACACCUCGGGAAACUCUACGCGAUCCCAAGAUGCCUCACCAGAGACAAGACGUCGGCUCGAACGAUGACCUGGUGCUCGACGCGGCCGAAUAUCACAAGAACCGGGCCGUGCUCUUGACGGAGGACAAGAUCCUACUCGUCAAGGCGCACUCGUCCAACGUGGCCGCCUUUUCGAUCGAUCGGACGAAAGCGACGACCGCUCGUGCACUGUUGGCCUUGUUCGAGCCGCAGUUGGCUGAAUGUGCACCCGAGCCCGUCGUUCGAGCGGCAUCCCCUCCACCUUCGUCGCCAUACAAGAAACGAAGCUCGAAAUUGACCACACCUCUGAGUCCAGCAUCGGCACGCAAGAUCGAUCCUAUUCCUCUGUCGAUGCCACCAAUGCCGCCGCAAGACUCGAUGGAACUCGAAUCGGCCUUCCCCCCACCCCCAAGAGAACGCCCCUCCUCCCCACCUCCUCCACGCCCCGUACGCACCGCUUCCGACGUCUUCUACAACGCCUGCGACAUCCUCGCCCACCUCUUGGCUUUUGAAAUCUAUUGGCACGUCUAUGAUCACUGGAUGAUCAAGAGACCCAAGGAGGAACCUGUCAUAUUGGAGGAGUUGGGCGAUUGGAGGUAUUGGGAUGGAGCGGAGUGCGUGGAGGUGCUUAAGAGGUGGUGGGAGGAGGGGGACUUGAAAGGGGUGUGUUUGAAAGGGAUUGAGAUGGAAAUGGGGAAGGAGAAAGAGAAGGUACCAAUUGUCGUUGAACAGGUGCAGCCUCCACUUGUACAACCGCCGAUAUCGAAUCGGAAUCAGUCGAAUGGCACGCGGAACCUCGACUCGUCACGAUGGGCAGCGGAAACGACUUCUACGAAAGCGUCGACAGGCCGAUCGGUGAAACCGGCCCCUUCAGGAUCUAAUAAAACGCCACUUGGACCUCGCACCACAUCAGCAACCCCUAUACCCAAAGCGGCAACCAAUAUCCAAUCGACCAAACCGAACCGCCCCAAGAUCACCUCAACACCUCUUCAGAAACUGCAAACCUUUCAUCAAGCCUUGGCGCGCUUCCUCCCCGGUGGUCAUACCUCCCUAAGAGCCGAUCCAGAUGCAGUCAACACAUGGCCGGAAUGGAGAUGGGAGCUUCUAUGCGAGGGCAUGGAGGAAGUGUUGGCGAUCAUCUUAGGGGCAUUAUUGGGUGAUGUGAGGGAGGAAGUGAGAGGGGAGGUGUUGAGGUGGACAGCGGAUUUGAAGAAGAUUGGAUUGGAUGUGAAGAUAUGA
This is a messenger RNA of Microbotryum saponariae, 1898 nucleotides long. NCBI's taxonomy places the organism in Eukaryota, Fungi, Basidiomycota, Microbotryomycetes, Microbotryales, Microbotryaceae. The record is from the annotation of a GenBank genome assembly.